Melampsora larici-populina 98AG31 is the source of this 675-nucleotide messenger RNA. RefSeq lists its product as uncharacterized. The transcript has 5 exons. The record is from RefSeq and is a predicted model, not a curated record. Lineage: Eukaryota; Fungi; Basidiomycota; Pucciniomycetes; Pucciniales; Melampsoraceae. The coding region runs from base 1 to 675 and encodes 224 amino acids.
AUGUCUGCUUGGUGGUUCGCAAUCUUUUUAACAACUUUCAGUGCUGUCACGUUGGCUUCGGCUCAAGACACCAAGACCCCUGAGUCAAUGAAGUGCACUAUGUACGCUAAAGCCAACACCAAUAACGCUCAGUGCAAUGAACGCUACACCUGCACGGGCGGAUGUGAAGGUCCAUUCGUUGUUGGUCCAUCUUGUCUUUUGAUAACCAACGCUACCGACUUUAUGGGGAAGCCCAAUUCCGCUAGCGAUCCACCGAACAACCCAGUAUCGAAUGUGAAAUGUACCGUAGGGUUUGGGAGAAACAGUGCGGCAGCGAGACUAUGCAUCACUGAAACCGCAACAUACAGCUGCACUGGGACGACAGCGCCCGAUUCCCAUGCGAUGUGUCAAGGUUGCACCGUGGGCACCGCAGGAAGCUCGGGAGGAGGUGCACAAACCACGACCCCAACAUCAACCACUGCAUCACAGGGAAACACAGGUACUGGCAACACAAACAACCUGACCUCCACGUCAAACACCACAUCAGGAACUCCAUCGACUGCCAGCUAUACCACUUCGAAUACGAAUAUUACCCCCACCACCCCUCCCAGGACUUUGGCUGGUAAGGCCAGACAGGUUAAUGUACAUCAGAGUCUUGCUUUGGUCGCUAUGGGUUUCCUUGUGGUCCUUGUUUAG